GUUUGUCUCAAAUGGUUUCCAAAGUUCAAGGAGCAGUCAUCGAGAAUGGCGUCUCUGAGAAGUUGCGGGAGGGUCAUCCCAUGGAAGAAUGCAAUAGGAGUGCAGAGAGGUUGCACCGUUCUUCCUAAGAUUGAACAGCGUAGAGAUAAAAGCGAUGGUAUUAUUAAAAGUAAUGUCUUUAACGGGUUCAAAGGAACAGUGGGGAAUACGCCGCUCAUUAAGCUGGAGAAACUCAGUGCUGAAACUGGCUGCAAUAUUAUGGCCAAGGCAGAAUAUCUGAACCCAGGUGGCUCAGUGAAAGACAGAGCUGCUUUGUAUUUGAUAAAGGACGCUGAAGAAAAAGCCCUAGUUGGUCCAGGAGGUACAAUCGUCGAAGGGACUGCAGGGAACACUGGCAUAGGAUUAGCACACAUGUGCCUUGCUUUGGGUUACAAAUGUGUCAUUUUCAUUCCUGACGACCAAUCUCAAGAAAAAAUUGAUGCCCUUGAAGUUCUUGGUGCUGAUGUCAGACCUGUUCCACGUGCCCCAUUUGAUGAUCCACGAAAUUUUAACAAGCUAGCUAUGGCAUAUGCUGAGGCAACAGAUAAUGCAGCCUGGACCAAUCAGUUUGAUAACAGAGCCAACAGAAGGGCACAUUAUGAAACAACUGGUCCAGAAAUAUGGGAACAAACAAAUGGCAAAGUGGAUGCUGUUGUAUUUGGUACUGGUACUGGUGGGACAUUAGCAGGUUCUGGUAUGUUUCUGAAAGAGAGGAACCCAGAUAUAAAAGUAGUUUGUGCUGAUCCACAAGGAAGUGUGUUAUACUCCUAUUUUACUACUGGGAAAAUUGAGAGGACCGGUUCUGGCUCAAUUACAGAAGGGAUUGGACAAGGUAGGGUUACUAACAAUGUUGAAGGUGCACCAAUAGACUUUGCCUUGCACAUGGAAGAUACAAAAUCAGUUAGAAUGACAUUUGAGCUUCUGCACAAUGAAGGAUUCUUUGUUGGUGCGUCAUCUGGCCUAAAUGUUGCUGCUGCUGUAGAUCUUGCCAAGGAGCUUGGUCCGGGCCACACUAUUGUUACCUGUCUUUGUGACACUGGACAAAGAUACUUUACUCGCUUGUUCAGUAAGAAAUGGCUUGAAUCCAAAGGACUUUUAGAUUGCAUUCCUGAGGAUUAUAGAAUAUCUUUGACAGAAUAAAAGAAUGUAAUGAGCAAAUAUGAUUUACAAAGUUUAUAGUUUUUAAGAAAUAAAGGAAAAUUAUUCAAGUCUUUAGAAGCUCA
Molecule: messenger RNA, 1262 nt
Organism: Rhopilema esculentum
Lineage: Eukaryota; Metazoa; Cnidaria; Scyphozoa; Rhizostomeae; Rhizostomatidae
Source: RefSeq, a predicted model, not a curated record